Scedosporium apiospermum is the source of this 801-nucleotide messenger RNA. Its product is annotated as Gpi anchored protein. Bases 1 to 801 code for a protein of 266 amino acids. Lineage: Eukaryota; Fungi; Ascomycota; Sordariomycetes; Microascales; Microascaceae. The record is from RefSeq and is a predicted model, not a curated record. The transcript has 4 exons.
AUGCGUUUCUCUGCUGUUUCCACUGUAAUCGCCCUGUCCCAGAUCGCCGCCGCCACGGGAACGGCCCAUGGCGAGGGCGAGCUGGGCAACAGUAUGGGUCCCGUCGAUUUCAUGUGGCCUUCAAGCCGUCCGUGGAGCGCCGAGACAGACAACAUCGCGCCCUGUGGUAGCCCUUCUGGUGUCACCAAGAGGACCAACUUCCCUAUCUCUAAGGGAACCGUCUCGCUAUCGAUUGCCGAUGACGCAUGGAACGUAGCCUUUUACCUUGCCGUCGACGAGAAUCCCAUCUCCAUCAACUCCUUCCAGUCUCAGGUUGUCUCCAACAUCGCCGAGAUUGAGGCCGGCCACCAGUGCUACCUCCUCAAGAACGUCCCCAGCACCGUCACCGCCGGCACCAACGCCACCCUUCAGCUCAAGUACUGGGCCGACUACGAGGGCGAGAACAACAACGAGAGGCAGGAGUUCUACGCUUGCGCCGAUAUCACCUUCGUCGAACUCGCCGACUUUGACAUCAACCCUCCUUGCUUCAACGUCACCUCUUCCGAGUUCGACCCCCCCGCCUCCUCCCCCGAUUCCAGCUCUGGCAGCAACUCUGACAACUCUUCCACCUCCUCUUCUUCCUCCGGCGGUCUCUCCGGCGGUGCAAAGGCUGGUAUCGCUGUUGGCACCAUCGUUGCGUCUCUCGCCAUUGUUGCUGGUGUUGCCUUCUUCGUCUUCCGUCGCCGCAAGUCCACCCCUGUUGACGCCGAGGCUCCCGCCCGCAAGGAGGUCCGCGAGGUUUCUCCCGACCGUCACUCUUAA